This is a messenger RNA of Batrachochytrium dendrobatidis JAM81, 7695 nucleotides long. RefSeq lists its product as uncharacterized. The transcript is spliced from 10 exons. Gene Ontology annotation, biological process: autophagosome maturation. Bases 1 to 7626 code for a protein of 2541 amino acids. Gene Ontology annotation, cellular component: cytoplasm. NCBI's taxonomy places the organism in Eukaryota, Fungi, Chytridiomycota, Chytridiomycetes, Rhizophydiales. The record is from RefSeq and is a predicted model, not a curated record.
AUGGAAGCGCAACUGCAACGACCUUCACUUGCACAGGGCCAACGUCGGAAGAAGAAACUAACCAAGCGACAAGUGGAUGAUAUUCCUGAUAUUGCUUCGACAAGUCUUCCAGCAGCAACUGCAGAGCAACGACAGUGUCAAGAGCCGGAUAAAAGUCGAAUAGACUUUACUUCGGCCAACCGUCCUGUCAUUAGUAUGGCUCAUAAGGCUCAAUCAGACGUAGUCGAACAGACAUUGAAUCUGGCAGAUUGCACAGACACCAAUAUGUUAUGGGAUAGUCUGCAUAGGGCUGGUGAUUCGGCUCUUGUUACUCGAAUAUCUUCUAUUUAUUCAAUCCCCGAUCAGCCUUCGUUUGCAUCCACUGCUGCUCAGAUACACAAUGCGUCCAUUCAACCCAUGUAUCCCUCUGCUCCGCCCUCCAUGGCUGUCGACAUGCCACAAUUGGCGUUUGCUCCUCUUGUGCCAACUGCUCCAUCAUUGAGUUUAUUGACUGCUCCUCAGCUAGACACUUGUCCUAUAUCCAAUCAGAGUCUGUCAAUCGAACCCAAAGUGCAUGAUGCGGACCAUGUCAAGGGUAUUGUCAGUGACACUAUCAGUUCUAUGCACGAUACUCUUGUCCACGAAUUUCGAUCGCAUAUCAAUCGUUUGGGUGAAAUGGAUCCGUUCUAUGAAAAAGUACUGCUCUACGAUACUGCCUUCAAAAAUACACUCAAGGUUCGCAGUCAACUCAAUGCUGCUCGUCACUCUGCAAAAAACCUCUCUAACCGACUAUGGCGUAUAUCCAGAACCCCAAAACAUGCAACUGCUGUAUGCAGUGAUGGCCGACAGGUCUCACAUACAUAUACAGACGAAGAUGCUGUAUAUAGCAGUGAUGUAGAAAAGGACUUGCGUCUUUCAUGGGAAAACUCUCGUCUUUUAUACCACGUUCAUUUAAAUAAGGCUCUAUUUGAAUCCAAAAUGGCCAAGAUUUGGAUCCAAAAUACUCUCGACGUGUAUCUGUCCAGUCAUUUUAAAUCUCAGCUCGAACUCAUACAAUCUAAACCAUUUACAUUUGCUAUCGAAUGGGAAAACAUGCCAUCAACUGACCCAAACAUUCGUCAGCUUUUAUAUUAUCUUGACGUUUUAUUUUCGUUUGAGCGUCGCAGAGUACUUGCAUCCCCCUCGAAAUCACCUGGCACACCUGUGCCGCUAUAUCAAUCAACUCCAGAUUCGCAGGGAUCAUUUGCAACUCCAUUCGAUCCUUCAGGUGAAGAACCUUCUUUAUUCUACAAAGAUGUGCGAUCUUGGAUCUCGUACGUUGUGGCUGCAAUCAUUCGUCUGGGUAGUCCCGAUUCACAUCGCAAAAUUCUGCUUCAUGCUAUUCGCUGCCCAGGAAUUGGACUUUGGGGUUCUCAUUUUAUUCAAUGGCCAUCACCACCUCAAUGGACAAAGUCAUGGAUACAACAAUACCUUGCAUCCCUCCGUGCGCUGCUGGGUCCAAUUGAAGAAUUGGAAGAAGCACAUGCACAGACUGCUAUGGACGAAAAGUUUGUUACCCUCAAUCUUAAACGUCUCGAGGUUGAAGAUGAAUGGGUGGUGAUUGAUCAACACUUAUUCACCCCUUUUUCACCAGACCCAGUUGUAUAUCUACGCGAAGAUGACUACAUGCGAUUGCUGGCACAGUUCAACAUCUCAUCUCUUUUUGAAUCGCUAAUGUUUUACUGUAUGAUGGAACAUUCAAAGACUAAUGGUUUGUCUGAUCUACACUCUACGCUUCUAGCUCCACCAGUAUUCUCGCUCUUGUUUUUCUUUGCGGAUAACAUACUCGGCCUUUUCAAACUGUCACUUCAAUCUAUACCCCAUAUCUAUGCAAGUUUUCUGAAAGGCAUAUGCGAACACACUGUUACAAUUUCAAAUACAAUGGCUUGCUAUCUUCCUUUGACCACCACUAACCAUAGACUCGAGGCUUCAUAUCAACCGCCACAUCUUCAAGUCCAAGCAGAAUUUGAGGCAUUUGUACUACAGCUUGUCAAAGUUUUACUUCAAAACGGACAGCUAGGUUUUUGGGAGUAUCUUGUACAGAUCCCCAUUGAAAACCUAUCCGAACAAUGUCGUCGUAUACUCUUCACCACUAGUAUAUCAAGUAAAUCAUACUUUAAUAUGGGUUCUGAUUCUUCACAAGAAUCCCUUUCCUUUGUGUUUCUAUCCAAUCCCGAACACGUAGAUGCUUUAUUAAAAUUUCUGGUGGCUCUCAUUUGGGGAUCUCAGACAUUUUUGCGAGAAAAUGCUUCACAUAAUUCUCAUCUGGACACACUGGCCAUGCAUCGAUAUCCAGAAACCGUAUUGGAUGUCGCCCAUUUGAUUGAUACAAUCUUUGAUAGCUGUCUACUGCAACCUGCUAUACAGGAAAUGUUUGUCGAUACUGCAGCCAGCUGUCUUGCUGAUAUCUCUACUUGGUUUCCCUUUUCAAUGUCGCAUAUUUUAAAAGCAACCUGGCUGAAUUUUGUCAAGCUUGAGUCAAUACUACAGAAAUUGUUUUCAAACAUUUCAUUACAACUAUUUUCUAUUGAUUCAGAAGAUAUAGAUAUUUUGAAAAAUCUGUUGAAUGAUCCACUAGACAGUAAACGAUUUCAGUUUGCCAUGUUUAUAAUAUCUCGCCUUGAUUGGAACGCGUUGACUGAUAAAGGAUCUAUGCUGAUUCCACAGCGUCACCAAAAGGCAUUGGCCAUUCAUCUGGUUCAUCGAGCAAUCGAUAGUCAGAGUGCAAAAGAGGCGCGGUCUGGUAUCAUUUCAACCACGUCUGCAGUUACUCUUGCCACAGUAGAAAUGGUUUCUAAACAAAUUUUUCCGUUUGCCAUCUCAACCAUGUUUUCAGGAUUUGAAAAGGGGUUUUUAGAUUGGUGCUGGAAUACAAUUCUUUCAAUGAAUUUGUAUCAGAUUCCUGGAUAUGCAGAUAUUUACUCUGCAUCGCCCUACGACCGACCUUUUGAAUCAUUGGAUGGCUCACUUAUGGGUUCGCUACUGGUUCACUCUAAAUCAAAUGCGCUUGUUGCAUUGGUGCUUUUGUUGAUAUCUGAAAUUGGUCAUCAUCCUGAACAAUUCCAGACUCAUGGUUGGUCACUACUUUCCACAAUAUUAUCCAAAGGUCCUAUAAGGGGUUUCAUGCAUGUCUCAUUUUUAGUAAUUCGACAUCUUUCCACCAUCAAAGGGAUUGACGUGUUUGGAACAGCAGAAUUCAUCCAUACCUUUAAAAAUCUAUACAAGACUUCAUUAAUAGUGGAUUCAGUUGGGAUUAGAGAUACAAACAAUCAGAUUGGUAUUUUUGUAACCUCAACACUACGCGAAGCCACAGAGCAUACUGCAACUCCUGUGAAUAGCAGAUUCACUGCUAAUUUCUGGCUUCGAACUGUAUUUGCUGAUGCUGAAUGGAGCUUGAAUAUGUCUUCACUUACGAUAUUGGAUGUUGUAUGUGAGUAUUAUAUCCGUGCAGGUCUACAAUCUACACUACAUGGUGCAUUUAUUGGAGAAUACCACGCUCUUUUAGCGAAUUACCAGAAAAAUUGCUCGAAACCCUUCAACUUUUCUUAUUUACGACCUGUCGAGUCGAUUUAUUCUCUAGCGGGUGCAUUGGAUCACAUCUGGCAUACUUAUCCGACAUUGAUUCCUCCAUUAGUUAGCACAUCAACUGCAGGAAAAGCACCGUUUGUAUGGCUGGCUUAUGAGGCUCUGAUUGCCGAGUCUCUUAGUGAGCGACCUCUAGUUCAGCUCAUUGGACGCGCUCUAUCACAAGAUUUGAAGUUGACAGUUCAGCAAGCAUUAGCCAACUCUCAUCAUAACAUAGAUGAAAACAAUCAUCAGCUAAAGCCACUUGAAAGUUUUUCAAUAUUUCGCUGGGCUUCGCUCAUUUUCCAACUACCAUUGCAUCACCCUGCAAUGCCAUUAUUCUGGCAGGGAUUUUUUAGCUUGUACUUUGAACGACCAUUUGCUGUUCCUUUGCACUCUUCUUUUGGGUAUCGUUUUCUUAUAUCGAGUUCUCUGCACCUAUCUCAACUUAUGUCGGUACUAGAUCAGCUAAAUAUACACAAAAUAUCUUCUGAAUUUCAUGACACCCACCCGCAAACACUCUACCAAGCAAUGCAGCUUUGGCUUAGUGAACCACAAUUACGUACUGCUGAAUGGAAAACAUUUACCACUGAUGGAAUUUUUUUGUUGGAUUGGCUUCAGGAAUGUAACAUAUUUGAUACGUCCAAGGCAGAUACCACUUGGGUUCGACUGAUUCGAAAUGCAUCUCUGGAUCGUCAAUCUACACUUUUUCCAACAAAUAUUGCAGAGCCAAUUUCUUCUACUGCUAGUUCACAUAAUGGGAUCGCUGCUCACCAUUAUGCAGUAGAGACUAGUAUUGAUACAAAUCGGCACGCUGUAUCAGCAACACCGCAUUUAAAGGGAGUUUCUGCUGGUUUAAAGCUAUAUGGGCUUGCUUCAGCACCGCCGUUUGUUCUACGCUUUCCAUUGAUUCCACCAGCCCAUGUUUUAACUGAAAACCUGGCUUUAGAGAUGUUUGAAACAGAAUUGGCUGUUUUGAUCAAAGCCGCGCAGGCUUAUAUUUCGCAUGUGUCGCGCAUUGAGAAACUUCAGACAGAAUGCUUAGAAAAUCUUCGUCAGCUCUACACCACAAGCAAACGGCUAAUUCGAGUGGAGCGGGCGUGUUCUUCUGGCUGUUCUGGGCAUGCUAUAGUGCAAUGUGAUUUGCAAGAGGCUAGCAUUAAUUUAGAUAUGCGAAAUCUGGCCGGUGACCUUGCACAACAAGCCGAUUUAAUGCUUCUCGCCGACUUUCUAGAUUCCUCACUGUGUACCAGUGGACUUAAAAUUAUUGGAGUUAUUGACUGGCUUGCUCGAUCUGAACAACAUGAACUAUCAUUGAAUCCCUUGUUGACCACAAGCAUUAUGGCAUCAUCGUCUCAAAUUAAAGAGAAGGUGUUUUUUGAUGUCAUACAAUCACUUUGUGGAAUCUCAGUAUACGCUCCAGCCGCUUUUCUUGCUGAAAUGACUACACGUCAAUUGGGUCCAAGCGUUGUUGCACUUUCAGAAGACCAAACGAUUCGAAUCUUUGAAAUCAUUAACAAGGGAGAAGCUGUGAAUCUUCUUGCAAAAUUGUUUGAUCCGUGCUGCUCUCCUGACAAUUUCCCUCGUUUUUAUCGAUCGCUAUCUUUAUCUUUAAAUAGUGCUGAUUUUCUUUUGAUUUCUAAAGCAUUUGAUUUAAAACGAUGGUUGAAUGAGCUGUCCCAACGAACACAGGCACAAAAGACGGAGCUGUUUUAUAGCGUUUUAUCUGCAUGUGAAAAAACAAAAAGCUUUGAUUUUCAUAACGAAAUGAUGGUUCAACUAUUUGUGCUUGACCAGCCUGGAAUAUGGACGGAAUGCAUUCCGGUUAUUUUAAAGGCUGCUAUGCGCGGGAACAUUGAUAUUAGUAUCAUCAUCGGACUGACUGUAUCAUUUUUGCCAGAGUCUCGAGAAAAAAUGGAUUUGGAUAAUCAGCUGGAACGAUUUCUUGCAUCUUCUUCUUUGACAUCACUAACACUAAUUCAUAUGGAGACAACGGGUUUAUGGACAAAAUUGAUUGAUGUUUUUCAAGAAGAGAUCAUAUCAAGUGGUUUUGCAGAUUCUAAUUCCAACUGCAUGUUAGAACCUCUGUAUUUGGGAUGCGUUGUGCUGGUGGCUCUGUCCAUGCAAAAUGAUAUUGACUGCAUACAAUUUAUUGAAACGAGUCAGAUGGCUAUGUCAUUAUUUUCUCCGUGGAUGUUACUCGAUCGAAACCAACAAGAAUUGUCUAGUACCACUUACAGCGUUAGUAGGAAGCGUGAAUGGACUGAGAAAAAUGCUGUAGUCAUUGAUAAAGUUAUAUCACUUUAUUUCAAGUUGUUGUCAAAACUGUGCACCAUGUAUAACAGAUCCGAGUCGCUUUUGUCGCUUAUUUGGAAGUUUCAUGCGGACGCGAUUGGUGCAAAUGUCAACCCAAUAUUUUUAAAAACAGUGCAAAAACUUGCAUCAAAAUAUCAAUGGUCUACUUUUACCAUGUCCAUCACUGCGAUUGACAGUAUGAAUCAGUGGUUGACAUUGGAUGCUUUAAUGGACGAGACUGGUGUAUUUGCUGUAAACGUUUUUAGAGAUAGUAUCAAGCCUGCAGAACUUGCUUCAAUGCCAGCAGUGUGGCAGUUUGUAUUUGGCAUACUAUACUUGGCUGGUAAAGUAUGGCCAGUCGAUUCGGAUAGAUUUAUCGGGUUUCAAUCUUUGACUCAUUGGCUUACCAGCGUGGAUUUUAGUCAUCUUCCCUCUACCUCUGAUUACGAACAAGUUGUGCGAGCAUUGCCACUAGAAUGGAAUGAGCAAGCCACAACUACUUUACUGAAUGACACUACAUCUCAUUUUCCCAUUGUGCUGAGUCUAGCGCUGUUGCGAAAGCUUGGAGGUUUAGAGGGUGGCCAGUUAAUCCAAGCUCGGGAAAACCUGCUCGUAUAUGUCAACUUUGUGUGGGCUCUUGUGGAGACUCAGAUCAAAGCAGAUCAAGUACCACUUUUGCUUCGAUCAAUCAAACCCAAUUUUGCCCUGGAUCACAUUUGUGGAAUUGUUUGCGAGACGUUGCAAAUCGCAGAGCAUUUUGAGCGUUUUCAGUCAGACAACCUAGCCCAUGACACUUUGACAAAAAGCGUUUUGCUUGCAUCAAUCCAAUCUGCUAUUGCUUUGCUGAAUUCUUGCCAUAAAGAAAGUAAAAUCUGCACAAAGCUUUGGAAUGGUAUUAUAGCUGCCACUCAAGAGUCCAAUUACGCUAUGCUAUAUUUAAUGGCAGCAUAUCGAUCAAUGUCUUUAGUGGAGCAUAUGGCCAUGCUUUCAGAGUAUUCAAUUAGCAAGCACUUUGCACUAUGCAUGGAUCCUCAACAAUGGAAUAUGAUUACAGAUAUUCUGCAGAUUCCAGAAUUAGACGAGGCCGUAUUCAUACGGCAUUGUCUAAAUCACGCUCUUGCCUUUACACUGUAUGCUUAUUCUUUGAAAACAUUGGCCAUAUCUCAAACGAAAAUUGAUGAAAAAGUUAUGCUUGGCGAGAGACUGGGUGUAUGGAUUGUAUCGAUUCGAAUAGAGCAUGUUUUUCAGGGCCAAGAGUGUAAAAUACUACUGCUGCUAUUUCUAUUUGGACAGCUGCUUCAAGCAGAACUCUCAUCUCUAUCAGAAGGCCAUUCUAGACUGAAGGCUCACUUGCCUUUAGUUGGAGAUGCACUAUUUCGUUGGAGUGAGGAUCGAUCUUGCCAAGGCAUUUGGGCCACUCUUGGAUUUAGACCUGUCUCGUUGCUUUCUGUGGAAUUUCGGUUUUGUGCACGUAUGAUUGCUCUAUUUAUAACUAGUUGUUUGAUAGAUCCUGACGCUGAUGAACAACAAACCCAACUCAUGGACUCAUUUACGAAAAUGCAACAAAAUAGCGAAUAUGGCAAGCUGGGAAAUGCAAUGAGCGAUUCAGAAGCACUAUUGAAAAACACAACAAAAGGGUUACAUCAGCUUCCUGAUAUAAUUGAUAAUCUGGCCCGUCGAUUUUUUCCAAUUUGGGAAACUUUGGUGAAAAUGCCAGAUGGGUUUAUUCAGACGAAUUCACGUAUUUAAACCUUGGCUAUAAGUAGGAUUGAAGGUUUUAUACAUUGUUGAAUAGUAUUCGAUAAUAUUUUUACAGCU